Psammomys obesus (fat sand rat) is the source of this 8067-nucleotide messenger RNA. It is a transcript of the gene Tsc1, whose product is annotated as TSC complex subunit 1. The transcript is spliced from 23 exons. The record is from RefSeq and is a predicted model, not a curated record. Gene Ontology annotation, biological process: negative regulation of TOR signaling; negative regulation of cell population proliferation; regulation of cell cycle. The coding region runs from base 381 to 3884 and encodes 1167 amino acids. Lineage: Eukaryota; Metazoa; Chordata; Mammalia; Rodentia; Muridae. Gene Ontology annotation, cellular component: TSC1-TSC2 complex.
CCAGCUUGUAUCGUCAUAAGUGGCAUAUCCUGUCCCAUCUGUAGAGGCUGAGGCAUUGGUCAUCUGGUACUGAGCUCGGGUCGCAGGAGGGACCCGGGUAGGGACUCUUUUUCGUAGCGGAGGCCUCCGCCGUUCGGGACGCUGCACGCCAGGGGGAGGUGCUGCGCGUCCAAGAUGGCGGCGCCCUGUAGGCUGGAGGGACUGUGAGGUAAACAGCUGAGGGGGAGGAGACGGUGGUGACCAUGAGAGACACCAGGCUGACAGCACUGGAAACUGAUGUAACAACUGACCCCAGGACAGUCUGGUAGUGGCCCUAAUGAAGAGCUGUCCAAGCCGUUAGCACACGUCCUGGAGCCCACACAGCACAGUUGAGUGAGAGAAUGGCUCAGUUAGCCAACAUUGGGGAGCUACUCUCCAUGCUGGACUCUUCCACACUGGGUGUGCGGGAUGACGUGACAACCAUCUUCAAGGAGUCUCUCAAUUCUGAGCGUGGGCCUAUGCUUGUAAACACCUUGGUGGAUUACUACCUGGAAACCAAUUCUCAGCCGGUAUUGCACAUUCUCACCACCUUACAAGAGCCACAUGAUAAGCACCUCUUGGACAAAAUUAAUGAGUAUGUAGGCAAAGCUGCCACCCGUUUAUCCAUCCUCUUGCUACUGGGCCAUGUUGUGAGACUACAGCCAUCUUGGAAGCAUAAGCUUUCUCAAGCACCUCUUCUGCCUUCUUUAUUGAAAUGUCUCAAGAUGGACACUGAUGUUGUGGUCCUCACAACUGGUGUCUUGGUGUUGAUCACCAUGCUACCAAUGAUCCCGCAGUCAGGGAAGCAGCACCUUCUUGAUUUCUUUGACAUCUUUGGCCGUCUCUCGUCAUGGUGCCUGAAGAAACCAGGCCAUGUGACAGAAGUCUACCUUGUCCAUCUCCAUGCCAGUGUUUAUGCCCUCUUUCAUCGCCUUUAUGGAAUGUACCCUUGUAACUUCGUCUCCUUCCUGCGCUCUCACUAUAGUAUGAAGGAAAAUGUGGAGACUUUUGAAGAAGUGGUCAAGCCAAUGAUGGAGCAUGUGCGAAUUCACCCGGAAUUAGUGACUGGAUCCAAGGACCAUGAACUGGACCCUCGAAGGUGGAAGACAUUAGAAACUCAUGAUGUUGUAAUAGAGUGUGCCAAAAUCUCUCUGGACCCUACAGAAGCCUCGUAUGAAGAUGGCUAUUCUGUGUCUCACCAGCUCUCUGCCUGCUUCCCUCACCGUUCAGCUGAUGUCACCACCAGCCCUUAUGUGGACACACAGAAUAGCUAUGGGUGUGCUACUUCCACCCCUUCCUCCACCUCUCGGCUGAUGCUGAGUCCACCUGGGCAGCUACCUCAGAGUCUGAGUUCCCCAUCAACACGGCUGUUACCUGAGCCGCUGCAAGUAUGGUGCCACUCAGCUACUCUCUGGAGCCCAUCUGUGGUCUGUGGUAUGACCACUCCUCCUACGUCUCCUGGAAAUGUCCCACCUGAUUUGUCACACCCCUACAGUAAAGCCUUUGGUACCCCUGCAGGUGGAAAAGGAACUCCUUCAGGAACCCCAGCAACCUCUCCUCCUCCAGCCCCACCCUGUCCCCCAGAUGACUGUGUGCAUGGUCCCACCUCCCAGGCCUCAGCCACACCCUCCAGGAAGGAAGAAAGAACAGAUUCCUCAAGGCCUUACCUUCAGAGACAGCAUUAUCUUCUGAAUGACCGAGGACUAGAGGAUCUACCUGGAAGCAAAGGUUCUGUUACUCUGAGGAAUCUCCCAUAUUUCUUAGGUGACCUGGCUUCUGAGGAAGACAGUAUUGAGAAGGAUAAGGAAGAAGCUGCGAUAUCUAAAGAGCUUUCUGAGAUCACCACUACAGAGGCGGAUCCUGUAGUUCCUCGAGGAGGCUUUGACUCUCCCUUCUACCGAGACAGUCUCUUGGGUUCUCAUCGGAAGACUCAUUCGGCAGCCUCUGGGACUCAGGGCUCCAGUGUGAACCCUGAGCCUUUGCACUCCUCCAUGGACAAGCAUGGGCCUGACACACCAAAGCAAGCUUUUACUCCCAUAGACCCACCCUCUGGCAAUGCUGAUGCCAGUCCCGCUGGGGACAGAGAUCGCCAGUCUUCUCUGGAGACCAGUAUCCUCACUCCCAGCCCUUGCAAAAUUCCACCUCAGAGGGGAGUGAGCUUUGGAAGUGGGCAGCCUCCUCCAUAUGAUCAUCUCUUUGAGGUGGCCUUGCCAAAGACUGCCUGUCACUUUGUCAGCAAGAAGACUGAGGAACUGUUGAAGAAAGUGAAAGGAAACGCUGAGGAAGACUGUGUGCCCUCUACCUCCCCGAUGGAAGUACUGGACAGACUGAUAGAGCAGGGAGCAGAUGCACACAGCAAGGAGCUGAGCAAGUUGUCCUUACCCAGCAAGUCUGUUGACUGGACCCACUUUGGAGGCUCUCCUCCCUCAGAUGAGAUCCGCACCCUCCGAGACCAGCUGCUUUUGCUGCACAAUCAGCUGCUGUAUGAACGGUUCAAGCGGCAGCAGCAUGCACUCAGGAACAGAAGGCUCCUUCGCAAGGUGAUCCGAGCAGCCGCUCUGGAGGAGCACAAUGCAGCAAUGAAAGAUCAGCUGAAGUUACAAGAGAAAGACAUCCAGAUGUGGAAGGUGAGUCUGCAGAGAGAACAAGCCCGAUACAGUCAGCUUCAGGAGCAGCGUGACACCAUGGUGACCCAACUGCACAGCCAGAUCAGACAGCUGCAGCAUGACCGGGAGGAGUUCUACAACCAGAGUCAGGAGUUACAGACAAAGCUGGAGGACUGCAGGAACAUGAUUGCGGAGCUGCGGGUGGAGCUGAAAAAGGCCAACAACAAGGUGUGCCACACCGAGCUGCUGCUCAGCCAGGUUUCUCAGAAGCUCUCCAAUAGUGAGUCGGUGCAGCAGCAGAUGGAGUUCUUGAAUAGGCAGCUCCUGGUGCUUGGGGAGGUCAAUGAGCUGUACUUGGAGCAGCUGCAGAGCAAGCAUCCUGACACCACCAAGGAAGUAGAAAUGAUGAAAACUGCAUACCGGAAAGAACUAGAAAGAAACAGAAGCCACCUUCUCCAGCAGAAUCAGAGGCUGGAUGCCUCACAGAGGCGAGUUUUGGAACUGGAAUCUCUUUUGGCCAAGAAAGACCACCUUCUCCUAGAACAGAAGAAAUACCUUGAGGAUGUCAAGAGCCAGGCGAGUGGACAGCUACAGGCUGCAGAGGGCAGGUAUGAGGCUCAGAGAAAGAUCACCCGAGUGUUGGAGCUGGAGAUCCUAGACUUGUAUGGCAGGUUGGAGAAAGAUGGCCGCUUACAGAAACUAGAAGAGGACAAAGCAGAGGCCGCUGAAGCAGCAGAGGAGAGGCUUGACUGUUGUAGUGAUGGCUGCUCAGAUUCCUUGGUAGGACAUAAUGAAGACGCUUCUGGCCACAACGGUGAGACCAGGACCUCCAGGCCUAGUGGCACCCGGGCCAACUGUGGAGGUAGAGUCACUGGAGGUGGCAGCAGCAGCAGCAGCAGUGAGCUUUCCACUCCAGAAAAACCCCCGAGCCAGAGGUUCAGCAGCCGGUGGGAAACCGCCAUGGGAGAGCCCUCCAGCAGCAUCCCUACGACUGUUGGCUCACUUCCUAGUUCCAAAAGCUUCUUGGGCAUGAAGGCCCGGGAGCUGUUCCGUAAUAAGAGUGAGAGCCAGUGUGAUGAGGAUGGCUUGACCAUCAGUAGCCCUUCUGAGACCCUAAAGACAGAACAGGGUAAAGACUUGGGCAUGGAAAACAAGACUCCUCUGAGUCUAGACGCCCCACACCCAUCUUCCCCAAACUUGGACAGUAUGGGGCAGCUCCAUAUCAUGGACUACAAUGAGACUCAUCAUGAGCACAGCUGAGGAGGGUCUGUCAGUGUUAAUUUGCGUCUUUGUCGGCACAGAACAGGAGGUGUGAAUGCACGUUCUAGGCUUUUCUGUUUCCGGGGUCUGAGCAGCUGCUUCUGUGGUGGAAAUGGGACAGGUCCUUUUGACAGAGGGUGGGAUGUGGGAUGAUGGUUUUUGAGUCUGGCAUUGAGACGCUUUCCUUCACCCCACCCCAGCCUCUUUCAUUUACCCAGCAGUAUGUACUAAUUGAGGGCCUGUGUGUGUCCCUUGUAGCUUUAUUUUCUUCCUUCUCCCACCAAAUGGUUGUGUCAUUCGAACCUGUGCAAUAUGAGGCCAAAUUUCAUCUUUGGGUCCAACACACCACUCUUGCUUUCCUGAGGUUCAGAUAACUGGGUUGGCUCUUGGGUAGACCAGGCAGUUAGUGGCACUGCAGGUAAGUCCAGUUUUGUCCCUUCCAGGAGGGUGUAGCUUAAAAAGCUGAUUGCCUUUACAGGAGCAUUUUCAUUGGUUUUUGGUUCUAAAGUUCAGCAUCUAGCCACAGAUCUAGAGAAACUAGCCCAUUCAGCUCUGCCUUUUCUUGGCAGCUCUGAUGUGCUUCCUGGAAGGGUCUGUGAGAAUACCAGUUGUUUUGACAGUGUAGUUGGCGCUGUGGAGCCACUCUGCCUUACUCUCUGGAAAGCUCUUACCCCUCUACCCCACUACCUCUUAUUUAUUUGGUAUUUGCUUGAAUGCUGGCACCAUGCUGCCUGUGGGUGGGUGUGUGGGUGGUCGUCCUGCAGUGGAGAGUGGUUGCUGAGAGGGGCACCCAGGAUUCAUGCAAAUGUGCAAGUAUGCAUCUGCCUGGCCCUGCCCAGCUGAACCAUGGUUCCACCCUGCAUGCAGCCUGUUUGCCUCCCCUUGGGUCCAUUUGGUCGCCUUGGGUCCAGCUGCUUUGUGAUGCUGUGGCAGACAGGCUCAGAAGAGUUGGAGUUUACUUAGAGCUUAUGUGAUGAUCGUCGUUGGGCUGAGGGUUGCCGCACCACAGUAGGUUCUAGCAGCUUUUUACACCAAUUCUGACUUUGCAGGAGAGACUCGCCAUGAAGCUUCAUGUCGAACACUUCUGUUAGGAACAGUAGAGCAACUCAGAGUCUGAUAAAGGCCAGUGGCCUAUGUCCACUGCCUGCUCUCAUGCUCACAAGAGAUGACAUCGGUCACAGUCAGAACACAGUGGUGGCAGAGUCCAAACUCAACAAUGCUCCUGAAAUAAAUGCUGGAAGUGUAAGAGUUGUUGCCUGAUAUUCCGGCCUAGGCAAGGAGAGACUUGGGAAGGAGCCAUGAGCUUGGUUUUCUUAUUUCUAUUCUGUCUCAUAUAUGAAGAACAGAAGGUUUAGUUAGGACAAAGCUACAAAACCUAAUGGUAUGAAAUCUUAGUACAUAUGAAAGUUUCCAGCCUGAGGAUGAAAGUCUUUCUUAAGGGUGCAGUAAAUAUUCUAGCAUCCUUAAGUAAGGUGAGACUCCAUGUCACCAUGGCAGUGCUGGCUGGAGACCUGUCAGGGCCAUUAUCUCUGCUGUAGCUGACUGACAGCCAGCCCAUAGGAAAGAGUGCCACUGACCAAUCUCAGACCAGCAGAGGGCAGCCAUUGCCCCUGGACACUCAGAGUGUGGGUAUCAGGAUGCCAUGCUUUUCAUUUAGCUUUGCCCAAAGGAAAGCUUAAAAACCAGUGUUCUGUCACCCGAUCAAUUGUAGAAAGGGCCAGGAGAACAUAUUGUGGGAGAAAGAUCUCACAGGUUAAUGGUAGACACUGCUCCUAAGAGUUGAUCCCACCACCACCAAGAUCUGUGACAGAGAACAAAACCCUUUUCACUACAUCAGAAAACAAAACAAAACAAAACAAAACAAAACAAAAAACCUUACAGACUGCAUGGGUGAUGAAGUUUAGGAAGAAGAGGUGGCAGCAUGGUAAAUUAGACUAAAGUAUAGGCUGGCAUCUCCAUAGACUACGCGUGGGCCUCAGCACUUUCCUCCAGCCUGGCUGUUCCUACACCCAAUGACAGAACCUGAGCAUCCUCUGUGGUUUGAGCCCCAGAAGGCUGUUAAGGCUUUUUUCAGCUAAGGUUGCGGCACUGCAACCCAGAUUUAUCUUGAGGGUACCCAACCUAAACAUUGGCUCUUUUCAAAGGACUCCAAGAUAUAAUGGAUGGUUGGGUGUAUUUAGCAGUAACAGCAUCUGGGGGCCAUUGGGUCACCUGAUGCUGCUGCAGGCAGGAGGGAAGCUUUUGAGAGGCAGCUGAGGCCUAGGCCAAGGUUUUAGAAUGGUAGGUGUCAUGGGUAGCCUGGUAUGUGUGAACAUUGGGGUUGAGUGGCCUCCAUCCUUUAAUCACUUGGAGUGUGUGUUGUGGUUGCCAAUGGGCCCCAAGGAGACUGGAGGCUGUGUCCCUUGCAGUCUGGAAUCUGUUAGAGGUAGCCCUACAAUAUCACUGGGUUAGAGGAGCAGGCCAGUGUCCAGGAGGAGCUAAGCAUACAUCUCUGUCUGAUAUCCCUCCCUGAGGUCUGUCAGAAUUUGCUUUGGGAGCAAGAGCAAUAUGAGUGUGAACAUGUCCUCCCUGGAGCCGGCAGCACAGCUGCCAGGGCCGAGUGCUGGCCUCAGUAGCUUUUCUGACCCUUUUAGGAAGAAAGGUGUAUUUUUCUGGACUAAGCUGCAGAAGGUUCCAACUGUGUGUGACAUGGUUAGCAAGGAGUCACUCUUCUGAGAAAGUAAACUGUCACUGCACUGGAAAAGUCCAGGAAGCCACCAAGCACUUCCCAGGGUGGUGGCAGCACCAUAGGUGGCAAGCCACAGACUCGGGGCCACUUGCAGCAUAUGGGGGCUCUAGUGCUCUGAGAAGGAGAAAAUAUUAGCAGUUGAAUGGUUGGAAUAAAAGGACCACAGAGCUCAGGUUGGCAGUGAGCAUAGAAAGUGAGGAAGGUGUAACAACUGAAGUAUAGUGAGACCCGCCAGUGGGAACCUACCACUUGAAGAGCAAACAGAAGUACUGUAGGAAGGUGCUGUUUUCCUCAGUGAGCAGUGAGGGUGGGAGACACUGAACAAGCUGGUGGAGGUGCAGGCAUUGCCCAGGCUCAGCCUGUGCUGCAACACAUGGAGUCUGCCUCAGCCAGAGGCCAGUGGCCCUGCACACCUUCAGAUGGCAGCCUGCAUCUGCCGCACCUUUAUGGUUAGCCCACGGUGUAAAUCCACUACUGUGUAGAUUGGAAAACAGAUCCAGUGUGAUGAUGUUGGUGUCCCUGCGUACAUCCAGAGGUCUGUGGCAUGUGCCUCCAUCCUCCCCCAGUUUGAUGCAGAGUCACUGGUUGCCCUGCGGAUAGCCUGUGUAGGUAAAAAUGGGAACGGAUCCCUGGGCUGCUGCUGUGACCCUUGUUCUCAUUCAGCUUCCCAGUCAAUGAGUCUCCAUUGUGUCCAGGGCAGCAGUGUUUCUAUCUCUGUGUCACCCUGCACUUUUAGUAUAGAGAAGCCUUUGCAGCUACAAUGGAGACUGCACCCCGACCACUUUUGGUCUUAUAAUGAAAUUAAUGGGGGCUGAGAAGUGCCCUGUCCUUCCCCGAGCCCCAGUUUUAUCCACCUUUGGAUAGGUAGGCUGCCUGAGCCACUGGAGGAGGUCUUCACAGGACCCCUGGAGUUUAAGAGCUCCCGCCCAACCCCUCUUCCUGCUCCACCUCACACAGUGUUGGAAGGGAGGGGAAUAUGAUGCUGUUUGUUAGCUCUGGUGGAUCAGAGGCAGGCAGGCAGGCAGGCAGGCAUUUUUGCACUAGGAAGAUUCAGUGGUCACUCUUCAUGAGACUGUGGACCACAAACACAUUAUGGAGGAGCAGGUUUUGCUAAGACAUAGUUUAGUUUUAUAAUCAAUCAUGGAUGAACCAUAUACAGCUAACUUGGAGUUUAAGGGGGGAGGGUUCCCAUCAGUGAACAUGAAUCAGAUUUUUAAAAAAAAACUUUAGUUCAGUGGAAGUCGCCUCUUCUCAAAAGGUUUAAACGUCCCCACUAUGAUCUUAAAAGCAUGUCAAACAAUCCGCAUCAGAUGCCAUAGAUACAGGCUGCAGGAGAACAUGGUACAGUCAGUGAAUGGAAUAAAGGUUUGCUGUCCUUAGAAUGUUCUAAAAUGUCAAGGCAGUUGCUUGUGUUUAACUGUGAACAAAUAAAGAUUUAUUGUUUUGCACUCCUCA